AUGGGUCCUGUGAUGUCGCCAUUUCUGCUCCUUGUGUUCUUGUCCACUGUCGUCUUCGCUUCGAAUUUCCCGCCCCUCUACCCCAUUGACCUCGCUCAAGGGUACACGCGCAGCAUUCGAAAUUCCAGCCAACUCCGGUUCGAUUUCUUCAACUUCGACGGCGUGGUCAAGCGAGAUGAUUGCAGUGUAUCAGACUCGACGCCAUGUCCUGACGGUUGCUAUAACGGUGUCAAUGAUGUCUGCUGUGCUAACGGAGGAGCUGUUCCUCAGGGAGAUGUUUGCUGCGACGACAGCGCCGGAGGUGGCUGCGCAAUUGGCUUGACUUGUGGCUUCUGCGGCUCUAACGGUGUCUGUUGCAGCGAUGCAUCGUGUACCGUAUUGGUUGACACGGAUGGAUCGUCGGUGACGCUCGGCCCAGACGACUGCAAGGCGACAGCAGGGAACACGGUGGCGUCCGUCGCGACGGUUGGGGCUGGCGGCACGACAACCCCCACAGUCACACCAAGCACAACAGACCAGCUCAGCACCACCCCGACCACAGCGGCGGUUCCCUCUACGACUGAAAGCCCGCCUCCACCGCCUACCACCACAGAAGCACCCAUUCCGACGACGUCACCUGCAACAGUCCUGACAGUGGUUUUAACCACAACCUCGACCUCCACUCCGUUUCUUACCACUCCGGAAGCAACCACCAGCACAGAGGUGGUCCAGCCGCCACCAGAAUCUUCCACAUCAUCUGAGCCUCAGGCUGGUGGCGUGGGGAGAAGUGUCGACGGCCAAGGGCGUUUCGCGACGACUGCUCUUGCACUGGCGGUCGUGAGCAUACUGCUGAUGUUGGCAUGA
Fonsecaea erecta is the source of this 843-nucleotide messenger RNA. RefSeq lists its product as hypothetical. The record is from RefSeq and is a predicted model, not a curated record. The transcript has 2 exons. Bases 1 to 843 code for a protein of 280 amino acids. NCBI's taxonomy places the organism in Eukaryota, Fungi, Ascomycota, Eurotiomycetes, Chaetothyriales, Herpotrichiellaceae.